GCUUUGUAGGUUCAUAAUCGUUCAUCAGCAGAAAGCGAAAAGUGAAAAGAUAUACAAUGGAUCUUUUCGAAUGAUGUGUGAUAUUAACAAAAUCCCUUCCCGAGUUCUCUGGAUAACAGGCAAGACUCCUUUCGAUACCACCAUCCCCGCAGCCGUAAAAUGAAUGUAUUCAGUGAAGCUUCCUAAACCUGCGCAUAACUAACCGAAAGGACCACCUUAGCUAGGAACCAAUUCAAAAGACUGGCGGUAGGGUAUAUUUUCCUGCGAUAAUUGAAAACGAGACUUCCGCAAAUGGAUGCAGCCAAACAGCGAAUGGGAGAAGUUGUUGGUGCCAUGCAGAACGAUAUAGGAGUGUAAAUAUACGCUAAUCAUUCAAGUGUUAUUCAUAAUCAACAAUUACUGGACAAAAUCAUCACCUAAUUACACCCUACAAGAACUGCUCGCAGAAUCUAAAAAUCCCGUUUCACUGCUAUUUUCUAAAAACCAAAGAAUAACCUAAGCAUGGCAACCGAAAGCGGAUUGCGCGUGGUCCGCCAAUACUCCGACGAGGGACGCAAUUUGGCAAUGCGAGCCUUGAAUGAAGCAAACAGUGAAGCAGGGACCGCAUUGCGUAGUGCGUGGACAAAUUUCAUACAGCUCGUUCAACGACUUAAGACCACCGCUCGAGAAGUACUUGAUCCAACCGUGCUCUACGAAGAAUUGCGGAUAUUUUUCCGUGAUGAAAUUGCUCGGAACAAUGCGUUUGCGAUACUCAUCGGACUGGGGUUUGGAACGACCGGUGGUUUUAUGCUGGGCAUGUGGCUUGCACGGCCACAUUUACCCACGCCGAUUAUGAAGUCGAUUGCGUCCACCUCGUUCCGCGAUCCGGACAAUGUAGUCGUCUGUCAAACCGCGGUACCCCAGUUUCAGUCGUCGUCUGAUAUACUGGUACGCGUUCGGGCCGCUUCGCUAAACCGUAUCGACCGCCGAAUUGCCUUCGGCUACGGACGGACAUUGCGACGCAUGAUACGGUCGUACAACAGUACGUACGAUCCUGAACUUCCACUCGUGCUAGGGAGAUCUUGCGCCGGCAUUGUGGAAGCGGUCGGAAACGGUUCGAAAAGUGGACUCGAAAUAGGCGACGAAGUGUGGCUGGCGACGCAAUGGUACGAGCCCGGUGUAGCAUCGGAGUUUGUCGUCGUACCGGAGACACGCGUAUCGCGGAAACCGUUUCUUAUCGGGUUCGAAGGUGCGGCGAGUUUACCGUACAGUGGUUCGAUUGCGCUCAAUCUGCUGGACACCCACCGGUUGAACGAGCACACGAGCAAGGGUAAACGAAUCUUGGUGCAGGAUGCUUGCUCACCUGUCGGAUGCGUCAUCACACAGCUGGCCCACAAAUGGGGUGCAAACGUUGCUGCCACUUGCCAUACGCGAUCGGUACCUGUGAUCAAUAACCUUGGUGCUGCGGACAUUAUUACCUUCGCCAACGAACACUUUCGAUCAAACUUCAUCGAUGUCAACGUCGACAAGUCGAACUUCAUCAACGAGCUCACAUCGCGAGAAAAGUUCAACUUCAUUUUUCUCACAACCCGGCUCGGGUACGACUACAAGUUUCUAGAAAAGUUCCUCACCAAAGACGGCGUGAUCGUUGACGCAGUGGAGCCCGAACUGUCGACCGACGAGUACGGAGUAGUCGGUCGCUUUUUCCUCGGCACGUACGUUCGGUGUCGCAAGGCGGUGGCGUUUCUGUUCCGCACCAACGUGGACUGGGGUGGUCCGCACCUUUGUCAUCUUGUGUUGGAGCGGUUGGCCGGUUUCGUCAACGACGAAUCACUUAAAACGCUAGUCGACCGGGUUUACACGCCGAACGAAGUGGAACGGGCUCUGGAGCAUAUCUGUAGCGAAAAAAGUAUCGGCAGCACCAUCAUCACUUUCCGAUAGUGUAUCAGACGACAAAUGGAAUCGAAGGUAUAUCUGAGAAUAGUUUGCAAAGGAAUUUUGCCCAGAUAUCGCUGCAACUGUGCAGUUCUCCUGUCCACACGCAACGUUUUGAACUGCGCAAGUAUAACGUUGUGCAAAACGGAGCAUGUGGACCGGACUUUAAACUUGCAGUGUUGCUUUGGUUGCUCAUUCAGAUCAGUUUAUCAUUAGCGAACAAUUUUGUUAUUUGUUUUACCUUGUGCAAUGUGUUAGUCGAUUUCAUUACAUCAUGCGCAUUGCAUAGCUUUAUACGAACAUUUGGCCUACUGCUGAAAAAUCUUUGAUAAUAAUAUUAAAUUUUGUUUUAUAACUUGAAAAGAAAAGUGGAUGGAUAAAAAAUAAAUGAUCGAUCUUAGAAUG
Messenger RNA from Anopheles coustani, 2319 nucleotides. Its product is annotated as reticulon-4-interacting protein 1, mitochondrial-like. Gene Ontology annotation, cellular component: mitochondrion. The transcript has 7 exons. The record is from RefSeq and is a predicted model, not a curated record. Bases 502 to 1920 code for a protein of 472 amino acids. NCBI's taxonomy places the organism in Eukaryota, Metazoa, Arthropoda, Insecta, Diptera, Culicidae. Gene Ontology annotation, molecular function: oxidoreductase activity.